AUGAGCUGCCUCUUCCCAUGCUACCCUUCUGAAGAAGAUGUAAGUUCCUGUUUUGCCGAACGGUCUACCGUAGUCUACAGUACUCAAAACUGUACCUUCUUUGACCUUUCUGAAGCUCAGGCUCCCAUCUUACCGUAGUCUAUCCAUAUUUUAAUUGAACUUUUUCCCGGCCUGUUUUACUGCAUUACCAAGCUACGUUUCGUCUUUUGAAAAUUUCUAGAUUUUCCCCAAGUUUUUGAAUAUUUUUUCCUGGGAAGUUGGCGUUGCUUGACAGCUUUUCCUAAGGCGUGGCCUCUAGUUAGACUCCACAAGGGGUUUGGAAGUUUUCUGAUCUGCCAGAGUUAAAAAACAAAGAUCGGUGGCACUUCCGAGAAUUUCAAGGUGUCCCUCAAGGGUCAUUUUUCGAGGAGAAACCCUGGAUGAAGUGUUUGAAAUGCUCGGGUCGCAUUUGGAAUGGGUCAAAGCGUGUCGAACGUUUGCGAAGACUUAUGGCAGUUUGCUUUGAUGUCUAUUGGAUGCAUUUGCGCGCAAGUCGUUUUAAUUCGGACAGUCGCAACGAAUCGGUUUCAGAUGCUUAUACAGCUCAGAAGUCACGGUCAAUCGAUCAAUUUCAGUUUUCACUAAUUCCACGACACAAUUUUUCUAGAAGUUGAAUCAAAAUACAAAUGCAACCUGAAAAAGAAACCACAAAAGAUCAACCUAUGCAGAAAAAAACUCCCUCAACACAAUUAUUUUCGGGUGUGAUUGUUGUCCCAAACGUCACGGCCAAGACGCAAAACAAUUUUAAGAUUGAGCCGAAAAAUUCGGUGAAAGUUCCCAGGCGCUCAUUAACUUUUUUUUUCCCCGUUUCUGUGCCGACUAUUUAACCUGCCUUCAGAAGCUGGAAUCGUCGGAAGGAACGUCCGCCACGGUGUCAACGAUUAACUUCCGUUUUCUCCUAUGUGGUGGUCUGCAACUGAGUGCCCAGGUUGAGAACAGGUAAAUUAAUAAGUUUUCCGGAAAAAGUAGAAGUUCCUGGAGAAGAUCUUUGAGUUGGAAACAUGGGCCAAGGAUUUUCUAACGAUUCUAUUUGAAAAACACUAACAUAAUUUUUCUCAUAUAUUUUGACUGCUUAAAGUCCUUGACUACCUGUUAAAAUCGUGAACAAAAAUUUUUCCUUCCUAAAAAAAUUUUGUAUCUUGCUUGCGUGACACCCUACCAUAAGAAACUCUGCAAAAAGUCAGAAAAUGGGCGUGGCUUUUUUUCGGUUCAAAGCGUUUCUUUUCGUGAUAGGCCACCUUUUCUUGAUGUCAGUUGUUAUGUCGACACCAAAACCAACUUUGAGGUAAGAUAGUUUUUUUGAGUAUUCCAUUUCAAGUAGUCUGAUGAUCAACUUUUUUUAAUAUUUUAUUUUUUUAUUAAGAUAUUUCUAGCUAUUUUUUUCGCCUAUAGCUGGAUAUCUUGAAGCUUUUUGGAGCCAAACAGUUGUUUUUCAAGAAAAAAAUUGCUUAAUUGGCUAUCAAAAAAAGUGCGCUCCAUUGAGAAUGUCUACGACUUAGGCGACUAUGAUUUUUUUCCUCGAAGAAUGAGCUUUAUUUUUUUAAAGAGUACUUUGAAAAAAAUAUUGGUGAAAAAGCCGCUAAUCAAGAACGCUCUAGGGAUAAAGCUGAUCUUUUUUUAUAACGCUCCACCAUUUUUUUAAACAAACAGUAUUGAUCUAAAAAAAUUGUACGUUGAAUCUUACAGCAAAAAUCAGAAUAUUUUCUUCAAGUUCUUUUUUCUUCAAGGUUCGAACUCAAAAGUUUCAGAGUAAAUGUCUGCGGCGGCACUACGCUUACCGUCGAAGAGAUGCUCCGAAAGAACAGCGCAAUCGAGAAACAAAUCGACAAAGAGCGUAAAACUGUGGAAAAAACCCUGAAAAUUCUCCUCUUGGGUAUAUUUUGCCUGCAAAUAUUGCUCUAAAGUCUCAAUUUUAGGAGGCCCAGAGUCGGGAAAAAGCACGAUAUUCAAACAGAUGAGGUGAGGCACUAGAAGGAAUUCAACAGUUUUUUUCUCGAAUUUGCAGAAUCUUGCACUGUAAUGGGUUCACCGACAUUGACUACGUCAAUUUCCGCUACUUGGUCUACAGUAACAUCAUUCAGUCGAUAGAGCAACUUAUACGAGCCGCGGAGCAACUUCAUUUCUCGUCGGAUGAGACUUCAGAAGUUCAGGUUAGUUCUGGGAAACAAAGGUUGCGUGCCGCAUGUAGAAUGGCUCGACGUGUUGCGGUUGACUUGCCCUGAUGAUUCUCGAUGUCUUUCUGCGCAAGUAGUUUCAGGUCGGGCGCACUUUAGAGCAAGCCGUUUAGCCGCUCUACGCGGAGUCAUCUUUUUAUUAUGAAAGUAAUAAAAAAAGAAACUUUUUAAAAGACUUACAGUAGGGCUUUUCAAUAAAACUAGAUCCCCUAGAUGGAACUUUUCACGAUGAUUUUUGAAAAUGAGCUUGGACCUUGUCUGGGAGGUGUGUAGACAAAGUUAUGACUUCUUGAAGUUGACAGGAAACUCGCAAAAUAAAAAUCAUAUCUCAAAAUUUUUUUCCUAAUGAGAUUUGUUUUUGGUGACCAAUGCGGUCCGUUACAUCUCCAGAAAAAUAAUUAUCUUAUUUUUCUUUGAGCUUUCAUUAUUUUUCUCACAAGCAUUUUUGGUAGGUUUUGGGUCGAGAUUUGGAAUGGGCGUAUAGCUGAUUCACGGCUGGCUUGAGCCAUCGAAAAAAUGGUCCUGGAACGAUAAUAAAAGAGAUAGCGCCUGGCUCGUGGAGAGCGCAGACAGGACACGCCCCCUUAGCGCCCCAAGCUGGCCGUGAAUCACCUAUAACAUUUGCAGUAAAAAGACUCACUGUGAACUAAGACCAGUUAAAUGAGACAUAAAAAGGACUCUGGAAGUUUCAGAGAGCCCUGAGCUACUUCACAGCGUACCGAGCCCGAGUCCGACCCUCUGACAUUGAUCUGACAAGAGAUCUGGCCGUCGCCAUCGGCACUAUCUAUCGCUCCGAGUUCAUCAGAGCCGUUUUGCGACGCAAGAACGAGAUCGAGCUGUUGGACUCGGCAACCUAGUGAGCAGGAACUUUUCAAUGAGUUAUAAAAAGAUGUUCGACAGCUUCCUGGACCAACUGGAACGGAUCGCCUCCCCAGAUUACCGCGUUACAGAGUUGGAUGCCGUGAGGACGAGGAUUCCCACCACGGGAAUCACGGAGAUCAGUUUCCCGUUCCGCAAUGCGACUUUGAGGUUAGUAACAGAAGAAAAUUGGUUUAUUAGCUGUUAUAGUUCAUCCAUAGCACUCUUAACAGGCACAGGAUUUGUAAAAAGCCCGCUUUUUUUAAAUGAUUUUUAGGGCGUAUAAUAUAAAUUUUGUUUCAAACCAUCUCUCGUGCUUUCACGUCGCUAUAAGACAAAAAUCUUCAUUCAUUGUUUUACUGAUAAAAGUCAGUUAAAACUGAAGUUCGCUGGAGCGCAUUUGUCAAGCAAAAAAAAAGCAAAUGUCCUAGUUUUUUGAAAGCCUUGACGCCUUUCAUUAUUUUUUUUAUCACACAAAAAUUUGUUCCUCGUUUAGAAUGGUUGACGUCGGCGGACAAAGAUCGGAGCAACGUAAAUGGGUGGGUUUUCCAUUUGUGGAACAACUUUUAUAGUCUAAAAACUACGCAAAAACACAGAGUGCGUUUUGUAAGCUCCAAAAAUUGUACUUAUCACUUCGAAGGCAAUUUUGGUUCUGAGAGAUUUUGGAGACCAGGAAUUGCAGGCAUUUUUGGUUCAAUUGACCUUUUGAAGGUUUUAGUGAAGCUUGAGUUAAUAAAAUAGAAGUUGAACAGAUUUAUCAAUGAUAGAAGUAUAGAAUCCAAUUCCAGAUCCACUGCUUCGACAACGUCAAUGGCGUCUUGUUCAUUGUCGACAUGAGCAACUACAACUUGACGAUGAACGAGGACGACGAUCCGAAGGUCGCCAACAGGAUUCAUCGGAAAAAUCCAAUUUUUCCCUUUCAGAGGCCCCAGAAUAAGUUGAAGUAUUCAAUGGCGUUGUUCAAGAAGAUUGCUAAUCAUCCCUGCUUCACCAAGAAAACGGGCAUCAUCCUGUUCUUAAACAAAAUGGACGUUUUCCAGGAGAAGAUCGGAACCUAUCCAUUGACCCUGUGUUAUCAGAACUAUAAAGGUGAGUUGGGAAAUGAUUUUUUUCCCCCACAAAAAAGUUUCCUACUAGUCGAGUAACCCAUCAAUUAACCUCGUUUCCAGGCGCCCAAAGCUUCGAACCGUCGGCCAGCUACAUAAAGGACAGGUUCACGCGGCUCGUCAGCUCCGAAAUUCAAUCAGAACGUCCCCUCUAUUCGCAUUUCACCAAUGCCACCGAGACGCGAAAUAUUGACCGUGUUUUUGAAAGUUGUAUGGAUGUCGUGUUCAAACUGUCCAUGGAAAAGGUCGGUUUCAUGUGA
This is a messenger RNA of Caenorhabditis auriculariae, 4437 nucleotides long. The record is from the annotation of a GenBank genome assembly. Lineage: Eukaryota; Metazoa; Nematoda; Chromadorea; Rhabditida; Rhabditidae.